CCUCUGUUGGAUGAAUAGACAACACAAGAGAAGAAAAAGUACACGCACCAUAGUUUGAUUUUUAAAUAAAUCGUAAAUUUGUUAUAUUAUUUCAUAACAAGUGGAGACAGAGUAUUUAUUUUUUAUAAAACAGUUACAUUUUCUAGUAAAUAUAUUUAAUAAAAAGAAUAACGUGGUAAAAAUGAAGUUCGCCACAUUUAUACUGUCUUUCGUGUUGGCUGCGUCGUAUACAUACAGUAACGUUCUUCGUGACAAGACCAAUAACACUGAUACUUCAACGUUUUUAACAUGUGAUACUGCUCGCAGAACAUACAGAAGCGCUGGCUUCCUAGAAGAAGAUAUUUUUACUAUACAGCAAACAGAGGGCAAUCUAAAAGUGUGUGGAAAAAGCAGAACAUGUUGUAAAGCUCACGCUGAAAAAAACCUUGUGAAAAGCAGUGAGCAGAAAAGAAAAUUUAUCACAAGUCCUUUACAAAAAGGUCUUUUGGAAACAUUUGGUCACACUAAAGAUAAGCUUAUUGCAUUGUUCAGAAAAAUGAUUACUAGCUCUCGGAAGAACCAGGACUCUAUGUUUAUAAAGACUUAUGGUGUGCAUUACGUAAACAACACAGCAGUUUUUCAGUUGUUGUAUACCAAAUUUCACAUGUACUUAAAUGGUAGUGAGCUUGACUUACAAUCCAGUGUGGACACAUUCUUUUCCACUCUCAACCAAAAGAUGUAUGUAGUGUCAAAACCAUGGUUGUCAUUCACAAAAAAAUAUGAAAAUUGUAUUCUGGAGAGUACAAACUAUGUUAAACCAUUUGGUGAUAUGCAACGGAAAAUUCAAGUUCAAGUUUCGAGAUCAUUCUUAGCUUCACGGGUGUUCACACAAGGCCUUAAAGUUGGUAAAGAGGUCAUCGAGACGCUUUUCAACCUUCCAGUGCACGAUGGUUGUUCGAUUGCUUUUAUGAAAAUGACACAGUGUUCUAUAUGUAGUGGUGUCUCAGAAAGCACAAAACCGUGUUCAAGCUACUGUGUAAAUGUUUUAAAAGGUUGUUUUGCAUAUAUCAUGAUGAUUCAAGGAAAAUGGAAUGAUUUUAUAAGAAACAUGGUUACCUUAGCAGACAAAUUGGAGGGACCUUUCAGUUUUGAGGCUGCUAUCGAGCCACUUGGCUUAAAAAUAUCUGAAGCAAUCAUGUUAUUUCAGGAAAAUCAACCCAAUAUUACAACAAAGGUGGAAGAGCGGUGUGGAAAGCUUGCAUCCUAUAACAGUAUUGGUUUCAAUCGUGACCGCAGAUCAGCUGAAAGCCGUGAUACUAUAGAUGGAUUAAAAACUGAUGAUAAACUACUGAACAAAAUGUUUGGGGAUACAUCCAAAACAACUAAGUCAAAAAAUGUACCUUCAAUUUUAUCCUAUAUAUCCGAGGAAGACAAGAAUAAAAAAGAACAACGCGGGGAAUUUGAAACACUUCUGAGAUCAACCAAGACUGCAUUGAACGAUUUAAAAGAUUACUGGGUUCUCUUGCCAAAGAAACUGUGUGACAUGGGUAUCUCCACAGAAACCAACCAAAAUUGCUGGAAUGGAGAAAACACUACUGGAUAUAAUAUUACCGUGGUCGGAAACUCUGUGCAUGAUUUGUUUUCUAAUAAUCCUGAAAUGAAGUUGAGCACGAAUGAAGCUAAUAUUGUCAUUGUCAACCAAGCAGCUAAAUUACAAGACAUUAUAACCCGGAUCAAAGAUGUAACCGGCGUGGAACCAAUAUGCCUCAACAAUGAUGACUGUAAUCCAUGUCAAGGGGAUGAGUGCGACAACUGUGUGGGUAGUGGUAGCGAAUGUGGUAGUGGUAGUGGUAGUGGUAUGACCACACCCGGACCUGGAGAAGGAAGCGGAAGUGGUGAAGAAGUGAGCACAACUGCAACAACAACCAAAACAACUGAUGAUAAGUGUAUAAACAGUGUUGAUGGGGAAUGUCGUCGUGAUUUAACUGAGAAGCCAGACUUGGACUCCAACGGCGUUAUUACAUUUGUCAAGCCCGUAGGUCAACAGAAUUUACAAGUUGAUGCUGGGAAUAACAGUCCAGUGCUCGGAAGCAAUCUAUUUUUGAUCGUAUGCAGUGUAAUUUUGUUGUUAUUAUAAAAACAUCAGACAAAACUCAACAAUAUGUCGAGAAAAAAAUGAAAGCAAGACAGUGGUAGCCACUGACGAGUUUUUGCGUCGCAGAUUGAACUACAACCGUAAAAACGAAGAAACAGCUGCUCAAAAGACAUCUGAUCCCGAGAUUGGAAUAGUUCACAUAGAUAGAUGUGUAGUUUGGACAAGUUUAUGGUAAUAAUUCCUAUGUUGUACAGUAAGAAAAAAAGUUGCUAGGGGCGAUUCACCUGAUCAUGUUUUUAUACAGACAUUCACACAUGCAUAAUCCAAAUAUUUACAUUACCUGAAGAAUUUUACAAUUUUUAGUUACCUUAUUUGCUGCUUUUGGCAUGAGUUCUAAACUUUAUUGUUGAAUAACGUAUCAGUAUAUUAAAAUCUCAUGCUAACUUAAAAGCAAAAAAAUCUGGAACAAGCACUUGCCACCGGAGACUUUUUGUGUUCGUUUAUUUUGUCGGCUUUGUUUUGUAAUAUAAAUCUAUAUUUUUUAUUGUAGUUUCCUAGCUUGACUUUUUUUAUCUUCAGUCAAAAACUUUUCAUCUUAAGUGCUGGUAGUUGUGUUUGAAGGCGUAUUAUAUGGAUGUUUUUCAACUUUCAUUUUUUUUUUUGAAUAACAUGACUAUUCUGUACCAAGAACCCUGUCUAAAAUAUACUUUUAUACUUUCCCAAUAUUUUGAGAGUAGAAGUUGAAAGUGCCUGUAAUCACGUAUCAAUCAAUCAUUCAAUCAAUCAAUCAAUCAAUCAAUAAUUAGUCCAUCAUUCAUUCAACAUUGCCUAACAUAAAUUGCGUUGCUUUCUGGUAAUCUAGACUGUUCAUUGUGCAAAAUUUCCUCCACUAAGGGUCAAUCAUGAUGGCUAUUUAGGUAGCCAAGUAUCAUUGCCACUAGAAACAAUUUAGCUUCCAACAGGCAUGAUACGAUGUGUGCACGUAAUUUUUUAUGUGCUUUUUCUUGUAAAUCAACGUAAUUAUAGCUUUUUUAAGUUAUUCCUACUUUUUAUAUAAUUUGUCCAUUUUAUAUAUAAAUAUAAAGCUUCUGUA
Hydractinia symbiolongicarpus is the source of this 3167-nucleotide messenger RNA. Its product is annotated as glypican-6-like. Bases 182 to 2116 code for a protein of 644 amino acids. Gene Ontology annotation, biological process: cell migration; regulation of signal transduction; regulation of protein localization to membrane. Lineage: Eukaryota; Metazoa; Cnidaria; Hydrozoa; Anthoathecata; Hydractiniidae. The record is from RefSeq and is a predicted model, not a curated record. Gene Ontology annotation, cellular component: cell surface; synapse; extracellular region. The transcript is spliced from 6 exons.